Messenger RNA from Microplitis mediator, 1317 nucleotides. RefSeq lists its product as uncharacterized. NCBI's taxonomy places the organism in Eukaryota, Metazoa, Arthropoda, Insecta, Hymenoptera, Braconidae. The coding region runs from base 563 to 1093 and encodes 176 amino acids. The transcript is spliced from 3 exons. The record is from RefSeq and is a predicted model, not a curated record.
UUUUUUUUUGCAUUUUCUUAAAGUAUAAUAUUUUUAAAAUAUUGUGUGAAAAUUUGAAGUGAAUCCGACAAAUUCUUUUCGAGUUAUUUAACAAUGACCAAAGGACGCUCGGGUGCUACGUGGCAUUCGAGAGCAGGUAGCUAGAAACAGCUGCAAGCAACCGACCUUUCGGGUUUCAUUGCCAUGAAUAUCUCCCCAUUUUAAUGUAGUACAAGAACUGAAAAAUAAUUUUUGGUUGCCAGUAUACCUGUAGUCGUUGCACUGAUCAGUCGAUAGUUUUGUGAUAAAUUAUUUCUCAAGUGAAUUAAAUUAUUAACCAUGGGACGUGAUUCUAGAAAGGUUUCAAGAGAACUUCGGAGUUCUGAAAAAAUUAAUAAGUCGCGUUCAGUCAAAAGAAAGAAUGUUUUUAAUCCGAAAACAGCCGAAAGUGAUGAAAGUAUUCAGAGUACAUCUUCUAAAAAAUUAAAACAAAACACUGAAGAUGAUGUACCUGAAGACAGCAGUACUGAAUUUCGAAUAAUAAAUUUGAUGAAAUUCGAGUGAUGAAAAACCGAAUCAUGAUAUGUGUCCAAAAGGCGAAGAAUCUUGGUGCUCUUACCAGCGCGCUGAAGCAAGAGGAGAGCUUGAUACCUAUUCUCACGAUUAUUCUCCCUUACCUUCUGAUGUUUUAAAAGCUAUCAAGCCUAUAUACGAAGGUCUUAGUAAUGAAAAUUUACUUUCAAGAUGUGUAGGUGGAUUCAAUCAGAAUAAUAAUGAAAGCUUUAACCAACUAGUAUGGAAAAUAUGCCCAAAAACGGUAAAUACUAGUUUUACUGUCGUACAAAUAGCUGCAUACGUUGCUAUGUGUAUAUUUAAUGAGGGUAUAAAUUCAUUAUUAGUCUUGAUGAAUACACUAGGACUUAAUUGUGGGCCUAAUUCUCAUCGGUAUGCAGAAAGAAUGGAUGCUGCACGUAUCAAAGUAGCAGAUAAGCGCGCUAAUGAUAACACCCGAGAAGGUCGAUUGCAACGUAGGCACCAGCAAAUCAAUAUUUUGGAAGCUGCUAUGACGGCUGAAGAGCUAUUAUAUGGUCCAGGAAUAGAUGACUCAGUAUGAAUCUCCAAGGACUUAUGAUGAUCACCGCAAAGGACUUCGGGAGGAACGGGCUCUACAAAAACAGCGAUAACUUUUUGAAUUAUUAAUUUUUUUUUUUGAAAUUUUCGUGAAGUCAAAUCGAAACGUGUUCUAAUAAAGCUAUGUUUUUAUUUUUGUCAAAUAAAGUAAUUAACUACAAAAAAAAAAUUAUUGAAAAUCAUCAUUUUUUCAGGCCUCUGAGUACC